CAAAGAACCGAUAAAAACAUAUUCAACUUUUAUAAUAAUAGAGAUAGAGGAGAGAUAUAUCCAACGGAUCAACGGAUCGAACAGCUAUAUAAGCCAUCCUGAUCUCUCUGGAAUGAGCACAAGCACAGUUCAGAAGACAGAGAAAUUACGCACGCACCACCAAAAUCGAAAUGGUACUCGGCCUGGAGUGGAAGUUAGAGGCCACGAUAGCCAUGACCGCGCUGGUGUUGACGGAGCUGCACCGGAUGAGGGACAAGAAGAAGGCGUCCGACACGCUAGCGGAGGACGUGGCUUUCAUCAAGAAGGAUCUUGAGUUCAUGGAGUCAUUCCUGGCGGAUGCCGCCGACGCCGAGAAGCGUAGCCACACCCACCACACGACGACGACGACGACUCCCUCCAAGAGUUUGAGAACCUGGUUGCGACACAUCCGCGGCCUGUCUCAGGACGGGAACCGUAUCCUCUAACAUUAAUCAAUAGCUAUAGAUUAAUUGGCAUACAAGUAAUCAAAUUAAUUAGCAGAUUAUGUAGUUAAACAUUACCAUACAUAAUGAGUAGGAAAUUUUUUUACACUAAUAGUCCCUUUAUGUUCAUUAACAUGAGCUCACCAACUUGUAGAUUAAGAGAAUUGUCUCUUUCUGAUGGAAGAUGUGGCAACACAAAUAAAAUUGAUGCACGAGAUUUAUUUCUUAACAGGUUCAUAUGCUAAUCAUUGCGUCUAACAGGUAAGUUAAACCUAAUUAUCGUCAUGUGCUAGUUACUUGCCGAUUCCUGUAGCAUUUAGCGAUAUUUGCCUCCUUGAUAAUAUAUUUGGUCUACGGGAAUUUAUUUAACUACAUAAUCUACUAAUUAGUUUGAUUAAUUGCAUACCAAAUAAUCUAUGACCGUUGAUUUAGAAUGGAAGAUGUGGAUCAAAGGAAUGUCACACCAUACCAUUAUUAUGUAAUGUUAGAGGAUACGGUUCCCUCAGGACGUCGAGGACUACCUCCAGGAGUUUUGCCUUCGUGCGGAGAAGCCGCCUCGUGCCAAAUCCAAGCUGCUCUUGCCACUGGACACCAUCACCAAGCAGAUCAGCAGACUGAGGAAAGAAAUUGAACAUGUGAACAAGACCAGUGGGAUAUACUGUAACGCACUUAAUUUUGGUCCGGACGCUGCACAACCCAUGGAUCAAUGGGACCUGCUUUUAGGAAUGCUCCACACAUCGGACGAGAAAUGGAAAAAUCUCACCUCAUUCAACUUGUUUCUCAGAACUGCGAGAAUCAUCAUAUUAUCUCCAUAUGGGGAAUGAUUGGUAUUGGCAAAACCUCCUUCAUUAGGAGUGUCUAUGAAAGCAAAGAGAUCACUAGCAUGUUUGAGCAGUAUGCCUGGGUCACUAUAUUGCAUCCUUUUAACCUUCAUGAUUUUGUUACGAGCUUAGCCCAGGAAUUAGAUGCACACGAUUUUAGUCUUCUUGGAAAUGGUGUGCAGAAGAGUGAAGAAUCAAUCAAGGCUUCGAAGAGAAGAUGCCCCCUUGUCCUCGAUGAUGUAUUAUCUAUUGAAGAAUGGAGCUUGAUACAACCACAUUUGCCUAAUGAGACAAACACAAAGAUCAUAGUCACCACAAGAGAAGCAAGUAUUGCUGAGCAUUGCUCGGUGACAUACAAAAACAUAUAUAAGCUGGAAGGUCUUAAAGAAGAUGCGGCACUUGCACUCUUCAAGAACAAGGUAUUUGUAGAUAGUUCGAAUACUGAUUUGGAUCUUGACAUGUCUACUCAAGCAAAGCUCAUUAUAAAGGAGUGUGACGGUCAUCCCCUUGCAAUAACCAAUAUUGCUGGUUUCUUGGCAAGAAAGCAAAAAACAGCUUCGGAAUGGAAAAAGUUGAAUGAUGAUUUUAGUUCUGGGUCAGUGAGCAAAAAAAAUCUUGAAGUAAUAAGUACAAUCCUUGAACCAUCCUAUGAUGACUUAUCCUAUCAUCUAAAGUUAUGCCUUCUGUACUUGUCUGUUUUUCCCAAAGGCCACAAUAUUAGGCACAAACGCAUAGUAAGACGUUGGGUUGCAGAAGGUUACAUAAGUAAGACUCAUAGCUUGAGUGCAGAAGAGGUAGGUGACAGCUAUUUUGCAGAGCUUAUCAAUCGAAGCAUCAUUGAACCAUCAGAACCAGUACCUCACAAUGCUGGCAAUAUUAAAUAUUUUCGAGUACAUAAUCUUAUGCACAAGAUUAGUAUCUCAAAAUCCAAGGAAGAAAAGUUAGCUCUAAUAACGAAGGUACAAUACGCCAUUUAUCUAUAAUCGACGUAUGUGAGACAAACAAGAAUGCA
Messenger RNA from Oryza sativa Japonica Group (Japanese rice), 2294 nucleotides. The record is from RefSeq and is a predicted model, not a curated record. Lineage: Eukaryota; Viridiplantae; Streptophyta; Magnoliopsida; Poales; Poaceae.